CUGAAGAUUAAAACUGGUGAUAUAUUGUAUAAAAUUAACAUGUAUGUACGAGUCAAGUAUUAGUUAUUUGAAGACAUUUAUAACCAAUUAUCCAAUACCAGGCAGACGAGUCAACCAAUAGUUGUGGACGACUUAACUAUGUCUGAGUUUGUGUAUGGGCGAGUUAACUAGCUUCCGGUCUGAUUAAUAGAACAUUCUAAACAUGUUUUUUUGACGCACACAACUACACAAAACGAUUUUUGCUUUGGGUUAUAGAUAUAUUCUGCAUGACAAAAACGUGUGUUGGAAAUACUACCGUUGAAAUAAAUUACAGACUAAAGUUUGGAGUCAAUAAUUUGCUGAAAAAGUGUAAUAAUGGCUGAAGAUAGGUUCGAUGGCAUGCUGCUUGGCAUGGCAACUCAGUGUGAAAAGGGUGUUCAAGAGCUAUUAGAUGUGAUCUUCAACUUUCUGGCCAGAAAAACAGAUUUUUACACUGGAGCCGGUGAACAAUCAGCUGAAGCUAUGAUAAUGGAGAAAUUUAGAAAGUAUGAAAAACAGGCUUUGGAAAGUCAGAGGAAAUUAAAAGCUGAAAGAGAAGCAGAAGAUAGAAAGAGAAAAGAAAGAAUAGCCAAGAAAAAAGCUGCUGAAGAAAAAGAAAGAAAUGAAGUAUCAGAAUCUAAAGUUACAGAAUUGACAGAUGAAGAAGCAGAGAAAUUACAAAAAGAAAUAGAUAGGGAAAAAGAAGCUGCUACAAAUAACACAGAAAACAUGAAUACAGAUAAUAAUGAUGACAAGACAGAAAAAGAGGAUGAAGACGAAACAGAAAAAGAGGAUGAAGACGACAAAGGAAAAAUAAAACCAAAUUCUGGAAAUGGAGCUGAUUUACCAAAUUAUUCCUGGACGCAAACACUGGGAGAAGUUGAGAUCAAGGUUCCAUUUAAAGUCAAAUUUCCAGUGAAAGCAAAAGAUGUGAUAGUAGAAUUUUCUAAAAAGCAUUUAAAAGUAGGAUUAAAAGGUCAUCCACCUAUAAUAGAUGGCGAAUGUUAUAAUAGUAUUAAAAUAGAUGAAUCAACAUGGGUUAUACAAGAUAAAAAAGAUUUACUCAUUAAUAUUGAAAAGGUAAAUCAGAUGGAAUGGUGGAGUAGAGUUGUUAAAACAGAUCCAGAGAUUAAUACGAAGAAAGUCCAGCCAGAAAAUUCCAAGUUAUCAGAUUUAGAUGGUGAAACACGAGGUAUGGUGGAAAAAAUGAUGUUUGAUCAGAGACAGAAAGAAAUGGGAUUACCUACUUCAGAUGAUCAAAAAAAACAAGAUGUCAUGAGCAAGUUUAUGAGUCAGCACCCAGAAAUGGACUUCUCCAAAUGUAAAUUUAACUAAACAAAUCCUAGUGUGAUUCAGUAUUUUAUCAAAGAACAAUAUUUACAUUAUUAAUUACUGCAAUUCCAAAAUCUCACGAGUUUCAUUUUUUUUCAUUCAUGAUCAGUACAAAUCAGUAUGUUCAGGACAUUAAAUAAUUUGGAAUAGUGCACUUUAGUGUUGACAUUAUUUAAUCAUUGUGUAGGCCUAUACUUGUAUUGUAUUGUCAAUAUCACAAAGAUGUAUGCAGAUGUGUUAUUAUGUUGAUUUAUUCUUAUUCUCUGACUUAUUUCAUAUUAAAUUGUUUAUGUUUUA
Molecule: messenger RNA, 1647 nt
Organism: Patella vulgata (common limpet)
Lineage: Eukaryota; Metazoa; Mollusca; Gastropoda; Patellidae
Product: nuclear migration protein nudC
Exons: 1
Coding region: 355-1353 (332 amino acids)
Biological process (GO): protein folding
Cellular component (GO): cytoplasm
Source: RefSeq, a predicted model, not a curated record